Gasterosteus aculeatus aculeatus (three-spined stickleback) is the source of this 2697-nucleotide messenger RNA. NCBI's taxonomy places the organism in Eukaryota, Metazoa, Chordata, Actinopteri, Perciformes, Gasterosteidae. The record is from RefSeq and is a predicted model, not a curated record.
UCUGCAGCAAAAAAAAAAAAGUAGAGAAUGCAGAAUGGCAACACGGGUAAAUUGUUUAGAUUUAGUAGAUUGGUUUCGUUAUUAAAUUUGGUUGCACUGCAGUGAUCAACAGGAUUCCUUGGAUGUGAACACACUAAAGAUAAACAUGGAAUGAUAAUGCAGGGGCAAGUUUUAUUUUGAAAGUCCCAUUAGUGGCGUUGCAGAGGUCCGCUGGCUAGCGGUCACAUCAAGGAACUACAACGUGCGACAUUUUAAAUGCCAAUUAACGUUUAACAGUGAAGUUAGUUAGUAAAUGUAUGUGGAAAUUGGUUCAUUGUCAGGAGGUCACCUUCUAGUGUAAAUAGCACCUGAAUGGAUAGUUAAUGAACUAAGUUAGCGUGGUCCACCCUGAAUGAAUACAGGAGAACACAUUAGAAACACCUGUGGAAAGACGAAUGUCCUCAAACGCUUACAACGUAUCUCGUGUCAGUCACUCAUUUCCCUCUUUAAUUAACUAAUGUGACGUCAAACUGCGAUUUACGACGUGUUCCCCCCUCUGGGACAACCGGCCCGGGGUAAGUUUGAAUUAAAGCAUCGAUGUGUGCUUGGCAUUGGAAACCGUGACAGUACUUAACGUUAGUUCACUUGAAUUAAAUACGUACCGCCGGUUUGUUGCUAACCUCCACCUGAAAGUUGCAUUUAGCAAGUUGAGUGUUGACCCAAAUUGCAAUAAGUCUUUCCGAUAGGUUUCAUUGAGAGUUUAAGUUCCGGCGGGAAUGUGGCCUAACGAUGCUACGAACAUCUCACAUGCCACCACCACCUCUGCUCCCUCCCACCAGUAUGGAUGGUAUGGACCCGCCUGAAAACAAUCUGCCCGCCUUUCUCCCUCAAUCCUGACUGAGAGAUCAAACAGUGGGUCUUUGAGUCCGGUCCUGACACUGAUAUCCAUUCAUCGAUAUGCAUCAGGAAAGUCUUCUUAUAUUCUUCUGGCUGUCUUGACACGGAGGCUCACGUCCUUAUUCAAUGGAAAGGAAGGAGGAGCUGCAGGAAACAACUUGACCGCAAGAUCUGUGUCUCAAAAGGAAAUCCGCUCUUCCGCCGACAGCUGUUGUCGCAUCAGUGUGUCGUCCUCCUCAGGUUUGCCAUUUCCUCGGGAUGUCUUGGCCGGCUCUGUACUCUCAGUUGGUCGGGGGGAACCGACACUCCACCAGCUUGGGUAAAAUCUGGCUCUCGGUGCUCUUCAUUUUCCGGGUCAUGGUGCUGGUUGUCGCUGCUGAGAGCGUCUGGGGGGACGAACAGUCUGACUUCACUUGCAACACACUACAGCCUGGCUGUGAAAACGUCUGCUACGACCAGUUCUUCCCUGUCUCCCACAUCCGUCUAUGGUGUCUCCAGCUUGUCUUUGUCUCCACGCCAACACUCCUGGUUGCAAUGCAUGUGGCCUAUCGGAACCACAGUGACAAAAAGAGGCUCCUACAGGGUUCAGGUAGAGCGGGUUUCCUCACCAGCAAAGGCCAGGAGGAAGACCUGGAGACUCUGAGGAGAAGGAGACUCCCAAUAGCUGGCGCCCUCUGGUGGACGUACGCCUGCAGCCUGGUGUGCAGGUUACUGUUUGAAGGAGGCUUCAUGUAUGCCCUGUACGUGGUGUACGACGGGUUCCAGAUGCCUCGCUUGGUGCAGUGUGACCAGUGGCCGUGUCCAAACCUGGUGGACUGCUUCAUCUCUCGCCCCACCGAGAAAACCAUCUUCACCGUCUUCAUGGCCACCGCCUCCUCUAUCUGCAUGGUCCUUAACAUGGCGGAACUUGCAUAUCUUGUUGCCAAGGCUGUCACUAGCACUCUCCGUAGUCAUCAGAGGAAGAAAUGCAAAAAAUCCGGCCGAGAGAGGACGCACAAUAAGACUACCCACGUGUCACUUGUCUCAACCUGAGGAAGCAGGAACCAGAUGGACUAAAGACAUCUGACUGAAUAGUUACACAUGUGAAUGCUCUGCAGCAUGUGUAAAUACCAGAACACAUUAUUUCAUAUACAUCCAUCCAUCUUCAAACUGCUUUUCCGUCGCGGGUCGCGGGGGGGGGGGCUGGAGUCAAUUCCAGCUAACUUAGAUGUUUUGAACUCACAUUCAAGCGGGUGAGGAGACGUAAUCGGUAUCAACUAUCAAAGAUUUCAUUGAAAAUAAAUAGUACGAUUUAACAACAAUAAUAAUUAUAACUGAAUAUUUCAUUCAUUCACUUAAUCAAACCAUGUAAAUAACUAAGUCAUAAAACAAGUGGAACUUAAUUUUUUAACACAAAAGGAAAGAAAUGGACAAACUUAAUCUACUGUAUUAACCUGUGUUGACCUCUACUGGUUCAUGCCCCCCCCCCCCUCACUGUCUGUAAACAGGCAUGUUUUCCCCUCAUGACAAUUUACCACGCUGAAAUAACUUCUAACCUUCUAACAAAAAACUUUGAUAACAUACUCAAGGACAAGUAAAAGCAUGAAAGUGAUGCUAAAUGUAAUGAUAUGCCGAUUGUCUUUGUCAUUUGUAUUUAAUUUAUUUAAAUCUUUUAAUUGUUUUUAAUUAUCUUCCCAUUUUGCACAAAUUACGGUCAUAUUAGUCUCCUGCUGAGUAGUACGUGUUCUAAUCCCAAUACGGUUCCAACUACUACUGCCUGCCACUAUAAAUAAUGAUAAUCUUAGUUUAAAAAAUUGUUGAAAUAAAAAAUACUACGCUGAA